AUGACCAAGGUAGUUGUUCGAUCACAGACUGUGCUCCAUUCGAGCUUCGCAAAAGACUUGGUGAACUACUUCGACAAGCUUCAUGUGCCACAUGCAGUUCACAAGACUUCUUUUCAGUUCACGGUGGGCGUUUCUCUGGCGCGGAUGAAGCCACUGCUCAGCAACGCUAUGCCUCAUGCUGCCCGCGCGCACGUCCACAAGCUUUGCAGGAGCCUCCAGUGCAGCGACAGCUAUGAGGGCUUGCUGCAUCUGGGCUCGAUGGUCCUGCGACAAGCUGCCAGCUGCGGUUCCUGUGGCUUCCCAAAGCGAUGCCAGUCCCCAUGGUUGCUCCGAACGCACUUCGGAGACCUGGUUCGUAGCCUUCCCGUCGAGGAGCGAGGAAACCUGACCGACGACCUGCUGCAUGCUUGGGGCGGAGAUCCGGAUGCCCCCCUCUACCCAGAGGGCAUCAUGGACUAUCUGCACUUUCCAGAGAUGGCGGAAGUCGGGGGCAUG
Molecule: messenger RNA, 495 nt
Organism: Symbiodinium necroappetens
Lineage: Eukaryota; Dinophyceae; Suessiales; Symbiodiniaceae
Source: the annotation of a GenBank genome assembly